Molecule: messenger RNA, 2236 nt
Organism: Phoenix dactylifera (date palm)
Lineage: Eukaryota; Viridiplantae; Streptophyta; Magnoliopsida; Arecales; Arecaceae
Source: RefSeq, a predicted model, not a curated record
UUGGGUUUAUCAUAGGUAUUUUAAUCAUUUGGCUUGCUCAAAAGCGCAACCCAAUCCUUAAGAAGUGGCCUCCUUUGCUUGGAAAGACAGAUCUAUCAAGGGCACUGGGUCACAGUGGAGGAGGAGAGGUGGAGGACAAAGCCAUGGAAGCCCAUCUCUCUCGCCCUCUGGCCUUCUACCUGACACAAGCAUGGGACAUCUGCUCCUCGCUGUCGGCCGACGUUGGGCUGCAUCGUAUCGAGUCGAUAUGGUGGUGGGUGAGAGCGGCGGUGCUGGUCCCGGCCGUGAAGGCCGCAGUCAUCUCGUGCCUCGUCAUGUCGGUGAUGCUCGUUGUCGAGAAGCUGUCCAUGGCCGCCGUCAGCCUCUACGUUAUGGUCUUCCGCCGGACGCCGGAGAAGGUCUACAGAUGGGAGCCCUUAUCAGGGGAUGUGGAGCUGGGCUCUUCUGCCUACCCCAUGGUCCUUGUCCAAAUCCCCAUGUUUAAUGAGAGAGAGGUCUACCAGUUGUCUAUAGGAGCUGUAUGCUCACUUGAUUGGCCAUCCGACCGACUUAUUAUACAAGUCCUCGAUGAUUCAACAGAUGCAGCAAUCAAGGAUUUAGUGCACAAAGAAUGUGAAAGAUGGUUGAGGAAGGGAAUGAACAUACAUUAUGUGUCAAGGGAUAAUAGAAAUGGGUACAAAGCAGGUGCUCUAAAAGAAGCUAUGGAGCUUGACUAUGUGAAGAAGUGUGACUGUGUUGCAAUAUUCGAUGCAGAUCACCAGCCCCCAUGUGAUUUUCUCAUGCGAACAAUUCCUUUUUUCAUCCACAAUCCUAAAAUUGCUCUUGUUCAAGCUCGUUGGAUGUUCGUGAAUGCCGACGAAUGCAUAAUGACAAGGAUACAAGAGAUGUCUCUGAAUUACCACUUCAAGGUGGAGCAACAAUCAGGCUCAUCAACAUUUGCAUUCUUUGGUUUCAAUGGGACUGCUGGUGUCUGGAGAAUCUUAGCUUUACAAGAAGCUGAAGGUUGGAAGGAACGAACUACUGUGGAGGACAUGGACUUGGCAGUCAGAGCUACUCUCCGGGGCUGGAAAUUUGUAUAUAUUGGUGACCUUGAGACCUGCCAGGUUAAAAGUGAACUACCAAGCACUUACAAGGCCUAUCGAUAUCAACAACACCGUUGGGCUUGUGGACCUGCAAAUUUAUUUAAGAAAAUGGCUUGGGACAUUAUUAAGGCCAAGAAAGUGUCCAUAUGGAGGAAAUUUUUUUUGGUCUACAACUUCUUUUUUGCCCGAAGGAUUGUAUCGUAUAACGUUACUUUCUUCUUUUACUGUGUGGUGAUUCCACUAUCUACUUUUUUCCCUGAAGUCAAGAUUCCUACGUGGGGAGUUGUUUAUAUUCCAACCAUCAUUACCAUCCUCAAUGCAGCUGGAACCCCAAGCUCUCUGCAUCUAACUUUCAUUUGGAUCCUUUUCGAGAAUGUCAUGUCCUUGCACCGAUGCAAAGCUGUGUAUAUUGGUCUAUUUGAUGCUGGAAGAGUAAAUGAAUGGGUUGUCACAGAGAAAUUAGGAAACAUGCUGAAGACGAAACCAGUUGUUAAUGCUGCUAGGACCUUUCAGAAGAAAUUCUGGGAAAGGUUCCUUUUCCUGGAGAUUGCAAUGGGAAUAUUCCUCUUCGUAUGUGCAUAUUAUGACUACGCCUUCAGCAGAAAUCAAUACUUCAUAUACAUUUUUCCGCUAUCCAUCUCAUUCUUCAUAAUGGGCUCUGGUUACGUUGGCAUCUUUAUACCGGGGGCACAGCAGGCGAAUGCAGUGUGAACAUGAAGAUAUGUUGAGCACCAUCUUAAUCUCUUCCCCCACGUCAAAAUUCUUUUAUGGAUUCGCAUUUCCAUUGUGUAAAUUUGAACUGAAUAAGAGGACCCAUCAAAGCUUCAUAUUGUGGAGAAACAAUUAGUUGAUGCCAUGGUAAACACUAGUAGACUGCUUCCACAAUGGCAGCUAAAAGAUAGUGCAUCCUCAGUAGGCUAAUUUCUUAAAGAGAGAUCAACAAGAAAAUUUUUCAUGCAACUGAACUGUUAUUCGUUUCGAUGCAACACAUCUGGAUCUUCAUCAUUAUUUCUGAACAGAGAAGUCUUCCAUCAUUAUUUUGUUCAUUUGUAAAUGUUCUAUUUGAUUGAGACAAUCUUACUUGCCAUGCUGAUGAAUAAUAAAAUGGUACCCAUGGAAGCAGAGCUGAAGGGGGUCCUUCUCAUUUUCAUGCA